GUCACGAACAAGAGGAAGCCAUGGUGUGCAUUCCCUGUAUUGUCAUUCCCGUUCUCCUCUGGGUCUACAAGAAAUUCCUUGAGCCCUAUAUCUAUCCUGUUAUUGCCCCUUUCGUGAAGCGCGUAUGGCCCAAGAAAGCCGUGCAAGAAACAACAGCCACAAAAGAAGGUCAAGGAGGCAGCACUGGAUAUCCAAGGGCACCUUCAGCCGCGAAAAGAGAUCAGGAGGAUGAAUUUGGAAUUUAUAAAUUUGAAAGCAACGGCGUUGCAAAUGGAAUCGCUGCAAAAAGAUCCACAGAAGUUUCUGACAAGAAAGCAGAUUAG
Nestor notabilis (Kea) is the source of this 323-nucleotide messenger RNA. RefSeq names its product chromosome unknown open reading frame, human C18orf32. NCBI's taxonomy places the organism in Eukaryota, Metazoa, Chordata, Aves, Psittaciformes, Psittacidae. The coding region runs from base 21 to 323 and encodes 100 amino acids. The transcript is spliced from 2 exons. The record is from RefSeq and is a predicted model, not a curated record. Gene Ontology annotation, biological process: positive regulation of canonical NF-kappaB signal transduction.